Molecule: messenger RNA, 1490 nt
Organism: Lonchura striata (white-rumped munia)
Lineage: Eukaryota; Metazoa; Chordata; Aves; Passeriformes; Estrildidae
Gene: RBM7
Product: RNA binding motif protein 7
Biological process (GO): regulation of alternative mRNA splicing, via spliceosome
Cellular component (GO): nucleus
Molecular function (GO): single-stranded RNA binding
Source: RefSeq, a predicted model, not a curated record
GCGCGGGGCGGGGGGAGCAGCGGCCGGGCGCGCGCGCGCUCGGAUCCCGGCGCGGCCAUGGGGGCAGCGGCUGCCGAGGCGAACCGGACGCUGUUCGUGGGGAACCUGGACCCCAAGGUCACCGAGGAGCUCAUCUUCGAGCUCUUCCACCAGGCGGGCCCCGUGAUCACCGUGAAGAUCCCGAAGGACCGGGACGGGCGGCCCAAGCAGUUCGCCUUCGUCAAUUUCAAGCACGAGGAGUCGGUGCCGUACGGGCUGCGGCUGCUCAACGGGAUCAAGCUGUACGGGCGGCCCAUGCGCAUCCAGUUCCGAUCAGGGAGCAGCCAUGCAGCCCAGGAUAUCAAUCCAUCCUGUUCCCAGCUCGGAGCUGCUGGCACCAACCCUCCUGGGAUGCCUCAUCCAGCAUCCAACUGCAGCAGGUAUGAGAGGGUUCCAGAUGGCAUGGCCGCUCCGGGGUACCCGCCGAGCCUGCAGAGACAAGCGGUGAUGAACAGUGUGGCUCGGCAGCAGCCCCAGUUCGGGGGCAAAUACGAGCAGCCCGGCUUUGCCCCUCCCGGCUACCCCCACUCCUUCCAUGCUCUGCCAGGCUCCCCGGGGCCGCGGCGGCCGGAGGGGCCGGCGCCGCGCAAGGGCCGGCUGGGCGCCCACCCCUACUCCCCGGACGGCCGCCACUUCGGCCGCGAGCGCUUCGGCGACCCCGACUACGGCCGCGGCAAGCGCGACGAGUACGGCUUCGAGGAGCGGGGCCACGAGGCCGAGCACCACUACCGGGGCGGGCGCGAGGAGCACUACGACGACAGGCACCGCGACAGCUGGAGCUACGAGUACCGCAGGGAGAGCUACAGAGAGCCCAAGUGGCACUCGGCGCGGCAUUGAUGGACUCGAGGGCAAAGGAACGUUGUUUCUUACUCAGUACAUGUAUAAACCCCCCCAAAAAAACCCCGGUGAAGACACCUUUCAGUGUGACUUUUAAAAAAAAUACCAGCAGUGCAGUCCUGCCAAACUCUGGUCUCAGUAUUAAAUGUGUUAACGCACACUUCAGGGCUUUUGACGGGCUAAGAAAGCUGUGGUGAGUUCUUGGAGAAGCCACCACUCUGUCCUUGUGUCACAGAUAAGUGCUGUUGGUAUUGUUUUACAAGAAAUGAACAUCUGUGUCAGAUGAACGGGUCUGGUGUUUUAAGCAGAGCUCAGGUGGGACAGAUGCUGCCUGGCAUCUGUAACAUUCCUCAUAUUCUUUUUUUAUACAGUCACAAAAUCACAGGUUGCUCUGGGUUGGUAGCAACCUUAAAGACCACCUCACUCCAACCCCCUGCCACAAGCAGGGACACCUUCCACUGCACCAGGCUGCUCAGAGCCCCAUCCAACCUGGCCCUGAACGCUUCCAGUGAUGGAGCAUCCACAAUUUCCAUGGGCAACCUGUUACAGUACCUAAGCACCCUCACAGUAAAGAAUGUUUUCCUGAUAUGUAAUAUAAACGUACUCUCUUUCAA